GUGAAGAAGCACAAGAUACGCAUCGCGGGCUCGUUGUGGUGGACGUAUGUCUUCAGCGUGGUCUUCAGGCUGCUCUUCGAGGCGGUGUUCAUGUACAUCUUCUACAUGAUCUACCCGGGCUACCAGAUGGUGCGGCUGGUCAAGUGCGAGGCCUACCCCUGCCCCAACACCGUCGACUGCUUCGUCUCCCGGCCCACCGAGAAGACCAUCUUCACCGUCUUCAUGCUGGUCACCUCCAGCAUCUGCAUCGUGCUCAACAUGGCCGAGCUGGUCUACCUGGUGGUGCGGGCCUGUGCCCGGCGGGGCCGGCAAAACUCCAACCCCUCGUCGGGGAAGGGCUCUUUCUACGGGCACAAGCUCUCCGAGUAUAAGCAGAACGAGAUCAACCAGCUGCUGACAGAGCAGGACGGCUCCCUCAAGGACAUGCUGCGCCGCAACCCCGGGCUGCAGGAGAAGGGCGACCGCUGCUCCGCCUGCUAAGGCCCACGCCGCAGGGGCUGCAGCCCUUGCCCCUGCCCCACAGCCUCCCCACAGCCCCGGGGGGGGGCCUCACGCCGCCCACAUCCUGAGUACAGCACCCCCCGGUGCCAGCCUCCUGGACAGCUGCUGCUGCGCACUCGGGCCAUUAAAUCUCCGUUCUCAGGCGCUGCCUCCCUGCUUUCUGCUCCGGCUGGGACGUGCCGGGGGCCACGGUGCCAGCAUGGGGUGCCCACCCCUGCCCGGCCAGGCAGAGAGGAGAGGAGCGGGUCUGGGUGCAGCCAGGCUCCUGCCACCCACCUCUGGGGAUGCUUCUCCAUGCACGGGGCUGGCCAGCCCCAUACGUGGGUGGGGAAUACUGGGGCCUGGGGGGCUGUGGUCCCUGCAUGGAGCCCUGGCAGCACACGUGCGGGAGCAGUGACCCUCUGGUGGCAUUGAGCGCUAGCCCCUGCAGCCCCAAAGUAUAUUUAGAAAGGUACCCAGACCAAAAAUAGAGGGGAAAAAUUUCCCCCAGUGGCUGCUUCAUCUGCCAGUCACAAAGAAAGCCAAUGGGGCCCGCAGCUGCAUCACGCCCCGAUAACCCUGUGCCCGCUGUCGGGUGGACAGACGGACGGACGGAGCCGGCCGGACCUGUCUGCACCCCGCUGCGCACCGGGAAGGGCCUCGCAGCACCCUGCACCCCUGCACAGGAGCCGACGGCGUGGGAGCACCGGGCUGUGCCCCGCGCACCCGCAACGGUGAGGGGUCCCCGUGCUGUGCCCUGUGGUGGCCACGGCCACCUUGCUGGGGGUUGCUUUCUGACGGAAGCCUUUGCUCCCGCCGCCCUCCCCACGCCAGGUCAGGGCGUCCCAUGGGACGCGAGGUGGGGACAGCCCCAGCUCAGGGCCCCGCACGCCCGCCCGGGGGCAGGGUUGCGGUUGGGCAGGUGUCCGUGUGUCUGGAGCGCGGCUGUCUUGCAGGGCGCAGCGCCGCGCACCAUGGGGGACUGGAGCCUGCUGGGGCGGCUGCUGGAGAGCGCCCAGGAGCACUCCACGGUGGUGGGGAAGGUCUGGCUCACCGUCCUCUUCGUCUUCCGCAUCCUGGUGCUGGGGGCGGCCGCCGAACGGGUCUGGGGUGACGAGUUGGCUGGCUUCUCCUGCGACACGCAGCAGCCCGGCUGCCAGAACGCCUGCUACGACAGCACCUUCCCCCUCUCCCACCUCCGCUUCUGGGUCCUGCAGAUCAUCUUCGUCUCCACCCCCAGCCUCGUGUACUUGGGACACAUCCUGCACCUGGUGCACCUGGAGGAGAAGGCGCAGCAGCGAGCGGUGGCACGGGCUGGCAACGGGGCCAGGCGGCAGCGCCCCGGGCAGCCCCCGCUCCACACAGGGGAUGUGCGGGGCCGGGUCCAGAUGCGGGGGGCCAUCCUGAGGACAUACGUCUGCAACGUUGUCUUCAAGGCUCUCUUUGAGAUGGGCUUCAUCGCGGGUCAGUACGCCUUGUAUGGGUUUGAGCUGAAGCCCCUCUACACCUGCAGCCGCUGGCCCUGCCCCAACACCGUCAACUGCUACAUCUCCCGGCCCACCGAGAAGACCAUCUUCAUCCUCUUCAUGCUGGGGGUGGCCUGCGUGUCCCUGUUGCUGAACCUGGUGGAGAUCUACCACCUGGGCUUCACCAAGUGCCGGCAGGGGCCACGUCCCAGGUCCCAAGUCCUGCCUGGCCCUGGCAGCCCUACGGAGCCCCGCAGCGCCCGUGUCACCUUGCCUGGUGGUGGCAGCCUCACGGAUGCCAGCAGACCCCACCAUGGCCUGGCACCCCUGGGGAAGGCUGGCGCGUGGCUGGGGGUGGCCAGCGGGUCCCGCGGGAAGGCGCGAGUGGGGGACCUGGCGGUGUGA
Messenger RNA from Cygnus atratus (black swan), 2351 nucleotides. Its product is annotated as gap junction alpha-3 protein-like. Gene Ontology annotation, cellular component: connexin complex. NCBI's taxonomy places the organism in Eukaryota, Metazoa, Chordata, Aves, Anseriformes, Anatidae. The record is from RefSeq and is a predicted model, not a curated record. Gene Ontology annotation, biological process: cell communication. Bases 1026 to 2351 code for a protein of 441 amino acids. The transcript has a single exon.